Molecule: messenger RNA, 3409 nt
Organism: Armigeres subalbatus
Lineage: Eukaryota; Metazoa; Arthropoda; Insecta; Diptera; Culicidae
Product: sodium-dependent nutrient amino acid transporter 1-like
Exons: 6
Coding region: 1233-3137 (634 amino acids)
Biological process (GO): sodium ion transmembrane transport
Cellular component (GO): plasma membrane
Molecular function (GO): L-amino acid transmembrane transporter activity
Source: RefSeq, a predicted model, not a curated record
CGCCAGUAGAUGUCGAAGCGUCCAUGGUUCAAAAAAUUGAAUACAGGACGAGACUUCAUUUGAACAAUGUGUCGUCUACUGUUCAAUCACUACACUCUAAAUGUACAUCUUUUCAGAGUGAGGCUCUCGGAAGACAAUCUGUUUGCAACGAGGAAUAUCAGAAUAUUGUUUACGUCGUGUGGGUGUGCAAGGAACAUCGUGGCCUCAGAUCUGCGUAAAGAAAUAUCUCCGGGUCAGAGGAAAACAACCAAAGCCUCCUAACAAACUUGAAAGCGGGUGAAGCGCUUAUUCAGCUAAAAAUAGUCUUGGAAAAAUUAGCUUAUUCAACUUAAAUUGUUUGUUGGGAUUAGCGACGUGUUGGCGUGGCUUGAUCUCUAUUACAUGUCCCUUGAUAACCAAUUUUUGGGAGAUUCUGAUGUAAGAAUGUAAUCAUAGUUCACCCAUCCUCUUGUCUGCCAUACCCCAUCACGAAUAUCUUCCUCUUGUUAAAUAUCUGUCUUUUCCCUUUCAUAUGUCUUCCUCUCGGUAUUGUCUCCAAAGAAAAUGUUUGUUCGUUCCAUUACAGAAGUGAAACAUUGUCAAGAAUGGCACCUAUGUGAACAUCAGCAUCGAACAAAAAUCAUACGCGGUUUUUUACAGUCUACUCUGUGCUUCGUCUUUGGCGUAUUGAAGUCCUCAUCUAGGGCUUCUUCUCUUGAAACUUGUUCCAUUCUAUUUUUCAAUUGUAUUUCCUGUUCAAUUCAAGUGGUAUCCGAGCACGUAAAAAAGCUUGAUGAGAUUUUUCAUCAUUUCCCACAAAUCUGGAUUUCGGCGCCCCCCUAAGGCCUGGCGCCCUUGGCGGGGGCCAACCUGGCCAACCACACGCUACGGCGCUGGUCUUUACGUAUACUUAAUAUACGAGAAAGGGAAAAACUCCAAAAAACAUUUUUAUUUUUAAUUCAGUAAGCAAGAUUUUUUACAAUCUGCAUAAAUCCUAAUGAAUUCUGAGUGAAUUCUAAGAACCUAAAUAAUUUCCAAUAAAAUGAAACAUAGGUUAAAAUUAACCCUUUUUCUUUGCAUCAACCCUUCAAAUUGUAUUGUUAUAUUAAGUUACUUUUAUUCCCAAAUUUAGCCUCGCUAUUCAAAAUAUCGCAAAAAUAAAGCAUUAGUUGUGAUUUGGUAAAGUAGAAUGUAGUCCAGUAAAGUAUAGUGAAUAAAAUCUAGCAAACAAUAAUUUUUGGAAUAAUAAAAAAAUGGCCCUGUCCAACCCAGCGUACGUCCACGAUGCUGACCAUCAUGAUGUAGGUCCCGAGUAUAACCGCAACGGGAAACAGCCCACCGCCAGUAUCGCAUCCUUUUCGAAACCUCCCAACCAGAACGGCACCACCCAGCCCAUCACGAUGAGCCUGCCGAAACCCAACAAAGUCCAACGAGACAAAUGGGGCAAAGAUAUCGAGUUCCUGAUGUCGUGCAUUGCCCUCUCGGUCGGACUGGGCAAUGUUUGGCGGUUCCCGUUCACUGCCCUGGAGAACGGCGGAGGCGCUUUCGUGAUUCCGUACCUGAUCGUGCUGCUGCUGGUGGGGCGACCGAUCUACUACCUGGAGAUGCUGAUCGGACAGUUCUCCAGUCGGGGAGCCAUCGAAGUGUACGACGCAGCGCCAGCCAUGCGUGGCAUCGGCUACGGGCAGAUUUAUUCGACGUUCAUCGUGAUGACUUACUACGCAUCGAUUAUGGGUGUUACGAUGCGAUAUCUGGUGGCGUCGUUCGCCGAUCCGCUUCCGUGGGGCGAAUGCCGGGAAGAAUGGAAUGCGACUUGCGUCGAUUCGAGUUUAUCGGAGUUCGUAGAUAAUUCUAACGAAAAGAAAGUGUCGUCAGCGGAGUUGUAUUUUAUAAAAGACGUCUUGAAUGAAGUGCCAAACUUGGACGACGGUAUUGGAAAUCCUGGUUGGAGACUAGUAAUAUGUCUUCUUGCACCAUGGACGUGCAUCUGUCUCAUAUUGGUAAAAGGAAUCAAAAGUUCCGGAAAGGCAUCCUACUUCUUGGCCAUCUUUCCGUACGUAGUUAUGCUUGUGCUGUUGAUCCGAGCAUGCACCCUGGAGGGCGCCAGCCAGGGGAUGCUGUACUUCAUCAAACCUCAGUGGGAUCGAAUCAUGGAUGCCAACGUGUGGUACUCAGCAGUAACGCAAGUGUUCUUCUCGUUGACUGUGUGCUUUGGAAACGUGCUCAUGUACUCAUCCUACAACCGAUUUGGAAAUAACGUUUAUAGAGAUGUAACCAUCGUCACCGUGCUGGACACGUGUACCUCCAUACUGGCAGGGUUGAUCGUUUUCGGAAUCGUCGGUCACUUGGCUCACGUGCUGAAGACCCCGGAGAUAGCCAACGUUGUUCGAGGUGGUCCCGGAUUGGCAUUCGUCACCUACCCGGAUGCGAUCGCUAAGUUUCAGUUCUGGCCGCAGUUCUUCGCGGUUGCCUUCUUUUUCAUGUUGUUUGUGCUUGGCAUCGGUAGCAAUGUGGGUAUGGCCACCACCAUUAUGACCGUGGUACGGGACCAAUUUCCUCAUUUGAAGGCAUGGCCGGUGGCGCUAGUAAUCGCGAUCAUUGGCUACAGUGUCGGAAUCAUUUAUACCACACCCGGUGGUCAAUAUUUGUUGGAUUUUCUGGAUUUUUACGGAGCAUCAUUUGUGGCGCUGGUGCUGGCUGUGUUCGAAAUGAUUACCUUCGCUUGGAUCUACGGCGUUGGCAGACUUUGUCGAGAUAUUGAAUUCAUGCUGGGAAUCAAAACUGGCCUGUAUUGGAGACUUUGUUGGGGUUUGCUUACCCCAGCUAUGCUCAUUGCCAUUUUACUCUAUCACAUAGCAACGUAUGGACCUUUCACCUACAACGGAUAUGUAUUUUCGAACGGAAUGUAUGCUUUCGGAUGGUGCGUCUUUGCGGUUGGAGUUCUUCAAUUACCUGCCUGGGCGCUGCACGCAGUUCUGCACCGAAAAGAACCAUCUUGGAAGGAUCGAAUAUUGAAUUGUUUUAAACCGUUGCAUCACUGGGGACCGGAAGAUCCAGAUUUGAAUGCAAAAUAUCACGAAACAGUUUUUAAGUACAAUCAGACGAUGCCAAUAAGUAGGAGUGUGUUUAGGAAAAUGGUAGACAAUGUUUUUCAUUGACAGUAGAAUGAGGCUGGGAAAAUAUCGACGGUUUCGUGCAAAAUUGGCACGACUAAAACGUUUCGUCUCUGACAUUUUGAUGGCAGAGCACUUAAAAUAGUAUAAAGUUUCACCUGAGACUUUUCUCGCUGAAACACACAAAAGUAAUCCAUUUGUAUUAACACAUGCGGAAAAAUCCGCAAAAACGAAAAUAAUUCAAAAGUAUAGAAGCUUUAUUUUUUGAGUCAAAAAUUUAACGCAUCGUUUCAAAAAACUUGUCCCGCAAUAGUAUU